Molecule: messenger RNA, 1365 nt
Organism: Branchiostoma belcheri (Belcher's lancelet)
Lineage: Eukaryota; Metazoa; Chordata; Leptocardii; Amphioxiformes; Branchiostomatidae
Product: plasminogen-like
Exons: 9
Coding region: 1-1365 (454 amino acids)
Molecular function (GO): protein binding
Source: RefSeq, a predicted model, not a curated record
AUGGGGAACUCGUCGACCACUGGAACAGCACUGGCGCUGGUGUGGGGUCUGUGCUGCUGCCUGUCUGGUGCUUUUGCGACAACAGAUUUUAAUGUCGCUCUGGGGAAGACGGCGUUCCAGACUAGCACCCUUAACGGGAUGCAUGGACCUGGGGUUGCCAGCCUUGCUGUAGACGGGAUCACCAAUAUCUACAUGAACUACGGCACUGCCACCUGUACACACACACAGGAGGAGACUGAUCCUAGCUGGUGGGUGGAUCUCGGCCGAUCGUAUAUGAUUGACAGAGUGGUCAUCUUCAACCGCAUGGAUUGUUGUUCGGAACGACUCAACCCCUUCAACAUCCACAUCGGGGAUUCCGACCAGGUCAGCGAGAACCCCAGGUGUGGAGGUGAUCAUCAGAUCCUCGUGACGAAGCCGACCGUUUCCAUCCAGUGUCGGUGGAUGGCAGGAAGAUAUGUGGGGUUUCGUCUGACCGGCCCCUCCCGAAUCCUGACACUGUGCGAAGUUCAGGUUAUUACAGAACCCUGCCAGGUGGGGGAUGGGGCAUCCUACCGAGGAACCGUCUCUGUGACCAGGACAGGCAAGACGUGUCAACGCUGGGACAGGCUGUUUCCACAUGUACACAGCAAGCUGUUUGAACACCCGUCAUCCGAACUGGAGGAGAACUACUGCCGGAAUCCGGAUGGUGAACCGGGAGUCUGGUGCUUCACCGAGGAUCCGUCAGUGCGAUUCGAGCUGUGCGAAGUGCCAGUCUGUGCCCUUUCUGUCUGUGACAAUGGCGCCCUGUUCCACCCGUUUGGUCGAUGUGACGGCAGAGAUGACUGUGGAGACAACAGUGAUGAGAAGAACUGUGACUGUUCCUACCUACACGACAAAGGGGCAAGCUACAGGGGCCGUGGAAACCAACAACACUUUUGUCAGUACUGGACAUCUCAGUACCCCCACGCCCAUAACCACACUCCCGAGGCCUACCCGUCAGCAGGGCUGGAGCGGAAAUACUGCCGGAACCCAGACGGGAAGGACAGGCCGUGGUGCUACACCAACAACGCAACAAUCAGGUGGAUGUACUGCGACGAUGUCUUCGCCUGUGACGAGUUACCAACAAGUUGCUUCUUCACUAACGACAAGGGAAGGACCUACACAGGGCACAUAAAUAGGGCAGGAGAUCGGCUGUGUCAGAGAUGGGACUCCCAGUCCCCCCACAGCCAUCCCCACACACCACAUGCUCAUCCUGAUGCGGGGCUGGAGGAAAACUUCUGCCGUAACCCUGACAACAAGGACCGGCCCUGGUGCUACACCACGGACGGGACGGAGACGUGGGGCUACUGCGACGUGACGGAAUGUCCCGAGAGGUGUGCAGCUUAA